UAUAUAAGUUCUACUUUAACAAUUUAAUGAAUGGUUUCAAGCUUGGUUAGACAUACAUACAGCUUCUACUUCCCUCUAUCAUCUUGCUUGAGGUAAUUUUAGUUUCACCUCACAGUUUUGGUUCUGCCAGUACAUAGUUCACCACAGUCCAAUCAACACCUUCUUAACUAGUGUACAAGAAGUAUGUGAAAUCGUUCGUUUUCAUUCAGUAAAAACAUUCGAUAUAUCUAUAUCAAAAAUUUGUAUAAUUAAUUGAACAAGGUACUUCUUUACUUCCUGUUAUAUACGUAUUUAAUUGUCUUCGAUGAAAUACGUUAUUUAAAAAUCGUUUUGUGGAAAAUCUUUUAAAAAAAAAAAAUAACUACCAUGGAUAUGGACACUGCGAGGGAAUUAGUAUUGACUUUGAAACAAGGUAAUGAGUCACACGCGGGUUAUGGUUUACAAAAAGAAUCUGAAGCACUCGUUGGUCACAUUUUGCAAAAUAUGGUAAAAUCUCCUCUACCGACUUUAAUUCCUGAAACAAAGAACGAAGAAGAUUCUAUCAGAUUCCGGGAGGAAGGAAAUCAACAUUUUGUAAUGGGUGAUGAUACAGAAGCCAUAAAAUGUUAUACGAUGAGCUUAGCAUAUGCAAGUAGCGAAGAACUCAUGGCCUAUGCUCAUGCUAAUCGAUCAGCGGCUUUAUAUAGGAAGCAAAUGUAUAAACCAUGUUUAAUUGAUAUCGAUGCUGCUUUAAAUCUUGGAUAUCCGGAAGAGAAAAGGAAAAACUUGAAAGAGCGAGGUGCUAAAGCUGUGGAAGAAAUUAAAAAGAAACUGAAGAUUAAAGCGGAUGAUCCAAUCGACACGCAGAAGUUAAUGAGUAUGUGUUUGCCAGAGAAUAUUACCGAUGUACCCGUGACUGUAAGGUACCGAAACGGAAGUGCCGAAAAUAAGAAAGAAACGAAUAAAAAUGUAAAUGUUAACGGAAAUAAGGAUGAGUCGGUUAAUGGUUGCAAUGAACCAUCUAUAGAUAAUAAAGGAAAAGAACCAAGAUACGUAGCAGAUGAAGGUGCAUUAAAGUUAGCUUAUGGUCCUAGCAAAGAGGUGCCCGCUGCUAGCGAUGGCGUCAGUAUUUCUUACUCGGAAAAGUACGGACGUCAUUUAAUAGCCACCAAAGAAUUUAAGCCAGGGGAUGUAGUUUCUUUCGAAAAUCCGUACGCUUAUAUUAUUUACGCGCAAAAGUAUUACACGCAUUGUCAUCAUUGUUUAUCAAGAAGUUAUAACUUAAUUCCGUGCCCGCAUUGUCCAAUGGCUCAAUAUUGCUCAGAGAAGUGUAGAACAUUGGCUUGGGAAAUGGCCCACAACAUAGAGUGCCCGAUUUUGGCAGUGUUAGGAAAUUUAUUUAACGUCGACAAAGAUAAAGUACGUAUGCUUACCAAAAUUGUUCGGUUUUUGAUCACGGUAACAGCAAAAGGCAAGAAGUUCGCAGAACUGCGCGAAGACAUGAAAGUGGCCGAGUCUAAUCCAGAUAACAGGACUGCCGGAUUUACGGACGAAGGUAUACUGGACAGUACGAGCGCACGAUCUGCUUUGAGUCUUGCAACCAAUAUGACAACAAGACCGCUCAUAGGACUCAGUGCCUUUGCAUGCAUCUCGGCUCUUGCAGCUAUCCUUUUAGCCACGCAGACUAAUUUCUUCUGCAAGAAAUAUGAAGUGAACCAAUUAAAAGAUAUUAACAAUGUCCCCGAAUUGAAAUUUUGCGGCAGCCUCAUGUUUCGCGCCUGUGUCAUAAUGUCUUCUAAUUGUUUCACGGUGCAACAAGAACCAGGAAUAAAAUCGGGCUCCGGUCUGUACGUGAUGCACAGCUUGUACAAUCAUUCUUGUGCACCGAAUACGUUCCGUCACUUCGAAGGAUUGACGAUGAUCACUCGUGCAUUAGAGCCAAUAUAUCCCGGAGAUCAGAUAUUCACAGGUUAUGGAGCUGCGUAUGCACACAUGCCACGAUCUGAAAGAAGAGAAAAAAUAAUGCAGGACUACUUCUUCGAGUGCAACUGUCCCGCGUGCGAGUCCGACUGGCCGAUGUACACCGAAAUACUUCGUAAUCACGUCGGUUCUGUUUGCAAGAACAAGGGGCUUGUAGAGAAAUUGAAACCUUAUAAACAAAGAUUGCUAAAAAACAUGUACGACAUCGACGCUGUAAAAUCUGUUCUUGGUAUACUGUAUAAAGAAGUAUCCCAGCCGUGCGAAGAAAUCGUACAUGCGGAGCAAUACCUGAAGAGUUAUUAUUUAGGUAAAUUCAAUACGAUGUGAAACUUAGUAGAUACUUACGCUUAUUUACACUUAUAUCGCUUUGCUUAAUUAACACCACUUAACCGAUAUACUCACUUACAUAC
Colletes gigas is the source of this 2369-nucleotide messenger RNA. Its product is annotated as SET and MYND domain-containing protein 4-like. The record is from RefSeq and is a predicted model, not a curated record. Gene Ontology annotation, molecular function: protein binding. The transcript is spliced from 5 exons. The coding region runs from base 367 to 2286 and encodes 639 amino acids. Lineage: Eukaryota; Metazoa; Arthropoda; Insecta; Hymenoptera; Colletidae.